GUAAAUAAGAGGGUUGAUGAUGAAGCGUAGGUAGGGUGAAGGAGGGAACAAAAUGAAGGGUGCAAACUUGUUUAACCUAUUCCGAUUUUCCGCUUCAAAUUCAAUCUCGCGCUUCACUCUCACUGCAGAUUACAGCAAAUUCAAAUUCGCUUCCAUAAGAACUCUACUCAAACCGAACAACCUCCAACUCUCACUUUCCCCUCUUCAACUUGCCGCUAACUACCUCCGUACUUCCCGAUUAUAUGGCAGUUACAUAUGCGGUGGAAGCAUUUUAGGUGUGUCAAUUGCAUCUGCACCAAUUAUAGCUUAUGCCAUGGAUGCUGGGGAUGCAUUGGUGGGUGAUCAUGAAUCACAGGACGUUUCAGAGGAGGAAGAAAAUGUGCAUCACUGGUGGAGAUUGGCUAGGAAAUUUUGGCUUCCUGUUUUUUUCUUUCUUACAGUGUUGACUAACUUGGAUGACUCAAUUACAAUACUAUUCAUUAAGCUUACUUUGUUCCUCCUCAGCACAAAGCCCAACCCUUUCUCUGUAUAUGUAUUUGUUGAUCAGUUGUGUCAACAAUUUAUGCGCCAAGAAACAAGAUUUCUUAAAGUAAAGUCACUAUACGCCAGCAAAGUUGAAGUGCAGGACUAUAAGCUUCUUUGCUUGGCCGAUGUUGAAGUAAGAGAUCAAAAGUUCACUUUGGUUGGAAUUCUUGGUAGUUGGUGGACUUUGCCGCAUUUACCAUUUUGGGAAGCACUCUCUUAUGUUAGAAAUAGAAUUGAAAGCAUCUUGGUGAAAACAACUUAACAAGGCUCUUGACCAAGAGAAUCCAUUCAGCAAACCUAGAACCUAGUCGUUGAAUAAAAUUUGAACACAUUCUGAUUUGGCGUGAGACUUGCAGUGCAUGAUGCCAAUCGCCAGGUGAAGGGGCAUUGAAAAAGAACCGAGUUGCUGUGGAGAAAUUUUUUCUAUAUGCUUUCAGCUUUUUGCCAAGUGACAAUCUCGCAUGGAUCCUUUAAUUUGUUUCACGUGCUUGAUAUCGAUAUUCUUAGAUACUUAAUUGAUACAUAUUUGUAACGUAUCCUACUCAUUAAAGAAUAUAUGAAAAUUUAGUACAACUAGCCAUUAUCAGACAUAGAAACGUAUAUAAUAUAGAAAUAGAAGCAAUUAUCCCUUGAUGAACCA
Cajanus cajan (pigeon pea) is the source of this 1165-nucleotide messenger RNA. Lineage: Eukaryota; Viridiplantae; Streptophyta; Magnoliopsida; Fabales; Fabaceae. The record is from RefSeq and is a predicted model, not a curated record.